Molecule: messenger RNA, 1887 nt
Organism: Mitosporidium daphniae
Lineage: Eukaryota; Fungi; Microsporidia
Exons: 1
Coding region: 1-1887 (628 amino acids)
Molecular function (GO): nucleic acid binding; exonuclease activity
Source: RefSeq, a predicted model, not a curated record
AUGAAUGGCAUUAUCCACAAUCUUUCACGGAAACAUCUCACAGGGGCAGUUAGUACCAAGAUCCAACAAAUGCUUGGCCAACUUCAUUCAGCAGAGUCAUGCUCAAAAACACCAAAUCCUAUCAUUACAGAUGCGCAAAUUAAAUCAUUGGCCAUGGUGCCGCUCUUUGAGCAAUUGUAUCACGUCAUGUUCCUGAUUAUGAAGCGAUAUCAAGGCGCGUCCCGUCUGUUUAUUGCUCUUGACGGAAUAGCUCCAUUGGUAAAAUGGGAGCUUCAAAAAAGAAGGCGAUUUCGCUACGACAAGACCUCAAAUAUGGGCUCCGAGACUUUUGGAAGGGAAGCACUGACACCGGGAUCAUCAUUGAUGUUUUUAAUCGAGCGAUGUCUGUUUUGGAUUGCUAAAGAUUUUCUGAUGCAACAGAACUCCAUGCACACAAACCCUCAUAGCAAGAAAAAUUCCUUUGUCGUUAUAGAUAGUGCCUGUAGAGCAGGAGAAGCGGAGUGGAAGAACAUCCAACACCUGAAAAUCUCGAUUAAUGAGCAAUUCUCAGCAUUGAGAACCUCUGCUUCUCCUUUUGCUUCUUCGUCUUCGAUUUCGCUUUCUAAACUUAUGAGGGGAGGUCCCCGCAACUUUUAUGAAACGCGCAGACUUUUAUGUGCCUCAGAUGCAGACUCGAUGUUAAUGACGCUAGCCUAUCCGAUCCAGUCGUUAUUCACGGUCGACGUGUCAUAUUCUACGCAUAAAAAUAGUCUUUUUUCUCCGCAUUCAAUUAUAAAGUCCCUUGCUCUAAUAAAUCCCACAGGCUUUCUAGAGCUUCGAGAUGGUCUCUUUUUGCUUUCGCUUUUAUGUGUCGGGUCUGAUUAUGUCUCUAGACUCCAAGGAAUGCCAAGCCUAACCUAUUCAUGGACGUGUUUUAUCACGUGGACGAAAAGCUUUUCCAACGUGCUUGAAUGGAAGUUAAUUGAUAGAUCGAACCGCUCCAUUAAUGUCGAGGCUUUACAAAAUUUCUUAUCCUUUUGUCAGUGCUCAAGCAAGAAUAUGCCGGACCCCGAGAUCUUUUCCGAGUAUCCAGAAACUGCAAGCGUAUUUGAUUCCGAUAUCGAAGGAAAAGACAAUCGCAAAGGGGACUCGGACAAAAAUAUGUCGCCCCCCUUAAAGCCUUGCUCAAUUGACUCGUAUCUCUCAAUUUUAGUCUCUAAUCUAGAUAUUAUUUUCACAGGGGUUUGUAGGUUCUUUUUCUUGGAUCGCGUAUUAUCGCCGUCUAUUGACGACAUUAUUUCAUGGAAGCCAACACACAAGCAUGCAAAGACACCCAUUUGUGGAUCUCCAGAUCCUUCGCUUCUUGUUCCUGGGGCUUAUGCUAUGAUGCUGCUGCCAAAGAAAAAAUACUCUUGCUUAGCCCAGCCAAUUCAGUCGUUAAUGAGGCUAGAGAAUGAACCCGGUCUGCAUGCUUUGGUUCCAGAGCGAGAGGACGAGCUUAUUUCCCCGUCACUUUCGGAGCUCGUUGCGUAUUCGCAACUGUUGUCGCCACUUUCCCUUUCUUCGCUUGAAAAAGAUUUCACAUUCUCCUCAGAAAAAUCCAGCAUCAUUGCACUAAGCGAUAUUGAUGGCGAAAAAGUUCGAACCGGUUCUUCAAGCGAAAACAAAUUUUCCCAAUUGUUUUCACCUGGAAUAUUCGAGUCGGGAACUUGUUCCUUUGAAAUUGAUGGUCGCAUCCCAUUUGGGUUGAACUCGGCAACUGUAAAUUCGAAGAGCUUGUCACCUUAUGCCGAUGUUCCGUCAUUGUACCAGCCAAAUGACCCGGCCGUUGGGAAUUGGACAUUCUUGGAAUCGGAGAUUAAGCUCAUCAACUCCAUGAUGGAUGCUUAUUCUUCCAAAACCUGUUAA